Molecule: messenger RNA, 537 nt
Organism: Aspergillus campestris IBT 28561
Lineage: Eukaryota; Fungi; Ascomycota; Eurotiomycetes; Eurotiales; Aspergillaceae
Exons: 2
Coding region: 1-537 (178 amino acids)
Source: RefSeq, a predicted model, not a curated record
AUGAAGCCCUCCACUCUCCUCCCCGUCCUUCUCUCCCUGGUUGCAUCAAGCACGGCGCAAGACCCGUCGGUCUCGGCCUCCAAAGCGAGCAUCAACUGGUCUGCUUUGCGAGCGACUCUACAUCCCCAUCCCCACCAAAGCCGCCAACCUCGAAAACAUCUCCCCCCGCCCCGCACCCUCAUCCCAGAGCUCGUCCACGCCAUCCCGGCCUCUGCCCUCGUGCAGCUCAUGGUCCCCGCCCAGCGCAGUUCCCUCGUCUCGGACUUCAAAGCCGGCUCGACGCCAGCGUGGUACGCGUCUCUCCCGUCGGACGUCAAGAGCUACGUUUCUGUCGUGAGGAGCCAGAUUAAGGAGGGCGCGCUUACGAAGACGAGUGAUGUGCAGGCGCAGAAGACGGGCGAUGCGAGUCCGUCUUCUGGGGAGGCUAAGGCGAAGGAGAGUGAGGGAGGGGCUAUGCCGGCGCAGGCUACGGGGGGAGUGUGGGCUGUUGGGGCUGCCGGGGCGGCGGGGUUGAUGGGGGUUGUUUUGAUGAUUUAG